Molecule: messenger RNA, 867 nt
Organism: Saccostrea echinata
Lineage: Eukaryota; Metazoa; Mollusca; Bivalvia; Ostreida; Ostreidae
Product: GEL complex subunit OPTI-like
Exons: 4
Coding region: 88-474 (128 amino acids)
Biological process (GO): mitochondrial respirasome assembly
Source: RefSeq, a predicted model, not a curated record
AUAUCUGUUUUAUCGUAAAAAGUCGACAAAAUCUUUUUAAAACUUGCUAUUUCAGUUUUAUAUCUUGUUUCCAAAGAGCAGUGUUUAAUGGCUUCUUCAUCCAAAAAGCGAACGGACGAAAAACCAGUCAAUGGAUUUUUAAAUGCCUCAACACUUUCGAAAGCAUUUGCAUCAGGGUCCACGUGGGAAGAUAAAGAUGAAUUUUUAGAUGUCAUAUACUGGAUGCGACAAGUGUUUGGUCUUGUUCAAGGCUUGAUAUGGGGACUCCUUCCACUGAAAGGAUUUUUUGGAUUGUUGUUGUUUUUUGUCUUCAACCUUGGAAUUGUGUACCUUUACUACAAUAUGUUUCAAAAAAUUGAUGAUGAAGAAUAUGGAGGAGCUACAGAAAUCUUAAAAGAAGGACUUAUGACAUCAUUUGCAGCUUUUCUGGUAACAUGGAUAAUAAUCUACUCAUCAUUACAUACCAGUUCAUAGCAUUGAUGUAGAGAUGGCAGAAGCAAUCACACAUUUAUGGAUUCAUUUUUCAUUUACUGCAGCAAGGGAGCAUAAACCAUUGUGGUGCCAUGAAUAAAACUAAAGAAACCCUGUGGCAUCAAACACGCAUAGAGAUAUAUGUUGUUACGUUUUGUGUGAAGAUUUCCAACAGAAGGAAUUACUGUCAUUGUGGAGUAAUAUUUAAACUUUUUGGAUGAGUUGUUUUUUUUUUUUUUUUGUUUUUUUUGUUUUUUAAUUUUGUAGAAGAUGCUGGUUGUACUUGUCAAAAUCAUAAACUAAAAAAUGUUCACACAUAUGUAAUGGUAAAUAUUACUCGGUUUUUAUAUGGUAUUUAUAAAAAUAUUGAAUGAAAUUAAAUGAAAGUAAGAAUAU